AUGCUUCAGGAGAAUUGGAACAAACCUAUUAUUCCACUACAUAAGAAAGGAGACAAGUUAAAGUGUAAUAACUACAGAGGUUUUGCUUUACUAAAUAUAGUGUACAAGGUGUUCUCCGGGAUAUUAUUAAAGCGAUUGCAACUUAAAGCAGAGGAGUGUAUCGGAGAAUACAAGUGCGGAAAUCUAAAUGGAAAAAGCUCAACGGUAGAUCGAGGAAGCAAUAGCUUGACGGGGUAA
This is a messenger RNA of Cinara cedri, 237 nucleotides long. NCBI's taxonomy places the organism in Eukaryota, Metazoa, Arthropoda, Insecta, Hemiptera, Aphididae. The record is from the annotation of a GenBank genome assembly.